This is a messenger RNA of Dendroctonus ponderosae (mountain pine beetle), 10115 nucleotides long. RefSeq names its product dynein axonemal heavy chain 7-like. Gene Ontology annotation, cellular component: dynein complex. Gene Ontology annotation, molecular function: minus-end-directed microtubule motor activity; dynein light intermediate chain binding; ATP binding. The transcript has 4 exons. NCBI's taxonomy places the organism in Eukaryota, Metazoa, Arthropoda, Insecta, Coleoptera, Curculionidae. Gene Ontology annotation, biological process: microtubule-based movement. The coding region runs from base 555 to 9842 and encodes 3095 amino acids. The record is from RefSeq and is a predicted model, not a curated record.
ACUGGCUGGAUGAGGUGCUGCCAAUCAUUGAGCAGCACUCGCUCACAUAUGAGCAGUUGAAGUUUGAAGCCGAGGAGAAAUUGCAAAAGGUGAUUGAGGACAUUUCUGUGCUGAUCACUGACACCUAUCCUCUACUAGUGAUUUUGGAUGAAAUGGACGAUAUUAAGCUAGCCAGGAAAUACCUCAGCCAAAUCACCCUGCACAUGAGCAAGAUAAAGCAUAUCCAGUCCCGAAUCGAGUGGAUCAACAAGGAGGAAGUCUGCCUAAAUUUCCCCCAAUCCAGCUAUGCGGACUUCGAAACCUUGAAAGACUACGUCUAUCCGUUUUACCACCUUUUAAAGCUAAGCUUGGACGUUCAGAAGCACGUCUCUGUGUGGCAAAACGGCCAAUUCGAUCAGCUGGACUUUGAAAGCGCCAACUCCAAGGUGGACAAAUUCGGUGCCGAGUUGGGAAAGGUUCAGAAAAAAUACCGAAAGCGACUCAGGCAGGCGCAAGAUGAGAAUUUGCCCAUACGGUAAGACUAUUCAACACCAGAAAUGGUUUGAAAGUGGUCGAUGUUCCUCAUAAGAUUCAAGGGAACCGUGGAUGAUCCAGACAUUUUAAACUGGCCCGCCCCUUUGAAGCUGUGCGGAAUGUGCCUGAAUAUUCUGCAGGAAUUUAAGCCAUCAUUGACCAUAAUGCAGAUCAUGUGCAAUGAUGCCUUGCGGCCCAGACAUUGGAAGGCCAUGUCCGAAAUUGCUGGGUUCAACUUGAUGCCCAAUGCUGGGACCACUUUGAGGAAAAUGGUGGAGUUUGACCUCAAAGGCAAGCUGCAGGAAUAUGGCAUAAUUUCCACUUGCGCCUCCAAAGAGCAACAGCUACUGGAGCAGCUGACGUCCCUAAAGGUUCAGUGGAAAACCGUAAACUUUACCAUCAAAGCAAAAAAAUCCACUCCAACUCUAGAAGAGUUGAAUGAUAUAGAAACUUUGGUAGAGGACCACGCGAUCAAACUCCUGAAUAUGAGAAGCUCAGUUUUCGUUAAGCCCUAUGAACGGGAGGUUUUGGAGUUUUCAACCACACUCCAAAGGAUUUCGGCGUUUGUCCACGACUGGAAAGUGUUUCAGAGUGCCUACAUGAAACUCCUUCCGGUAUUCCAGCUUAAGGACGUCUGCUGCAGCAUCCCAAAACAGGCAGAGCUUUUCCAGACGUGCCACAGAUUUUUCCAGGAAAUCACCAAAAAAACCUCCGAAACCCCUGCAGUGCUUCACCACAUUUGCCAAACAAAUAUUGUCGAAGACACCAAAAUCUCCCUGCUACAGCUCGAACACGUGCAGAAGGGGGUCGAUGCCUAUCUGGAAGGUAUCAGGGUAAAAUGCCCCAGACUGUACUUCAUAUCCAAUCAAGAGACAAUCACACUCAUGGCCACUGAUUGGGAGUUUUGCGGCGGGAGUUUUCUAUGGAAACUGUUCCCUGGCGUUGAUUCCUUGGGGUUUGGAAGCUCUAAGGAAGUUAUCGCUUUCAAAAGCCGCCAAGGUGAAGAAGUGCGUCUAAGACGCCCGAUAGAUCUGAGCACUGUGGAGAGCACCUUCAACCAAUUACAAGCCGCAAUGGUUGACAGCCUCCAGCAGAUCGCUGCGGAUUGUUUCAAAGUCUACAAGAAAUUGCCCGUUAGGGACUUGGUGCAAAACUACCCGCAGCAAGUGCUGCAAGUGAUGGCGCGAGUCUUCUGGACCGACCAAGUGGAGAACGCCCUCAAACUCUCCCAUAACAUCAAGCUGCUGAUCUGCAAGCAAAAGCUGGAAAGCUCCAUUGAAGAGAAAAUUGCUCUUAUCAACAGCAAAGUAAACCAGUUGGAGAGGGUUGUUUUGAGGAACCUACUAAUCAGCGACUUGAACAAUAAGUAUCUACUCAGCUCUUUUGUGAAAGACGGUUUGGUGAUAGACCACACUCACUUUGAGUGGCAAGUGCAACUGAGGUACUACUUUCAGAGCUCGUUGUGUUCAGUCCGAAUGCUGAAACAUUCCCUGGAUUAUGGCUAUGAGUAUCUGGGAAAUAGCGAGCAAAUUGUGCUCACGCCUCUAACUGAUCGCUGCUUUGUUGCUUUGCUCAGCGCGUACUUUUCCAGCUGUUUUGGCUUUGUCCGGGGCAAAAUUCACUCAGGAAAAGCCAGCACAGUUCGAGCCCUAGCAGAGGCUUUAGGGAGGCUGUUUUUGAGCUUCACCUGCCUUGGAAGCAUGGAUGCGGAGCCGCUCCUUCAGCUGCUAAAAGGCGCUGUUCAAUGCGGCGCCUGGAUCACCCUCAAGCACUUCGAGCAGCUGAAAGUGGAAGUUCUUUCAGUAAUUUCCCAAGAUCUUCUAGGAAUAAUCGAACUGAAGAAACGAGACCACUGCAGCGCGAAAGAUUGCUUUGUUGUUGGGCAGUUGUCUACCGGGAGAACUGGAGUUGAAUUGCCUGAGAAUUUCAAGGUUUUAUUCAGGACCUUCACAUUGACUCAACCAGAGUUGGGAGCAGUUCUAGAGGGUCUCCUUGCUAGCAAGGGCGUGAAAGACUGCAGGCGAUACUCCAGGCUGAUUAGCCACUGUUUUGCCCUCUUAGAGGAUGCGCUUAGCAGCGAAAGGCAAUUCAGUUUCAGGCUGGGCGAAGCCAAAAAGUUGCUGGAGAUAAUUGAGGAAAUUGCCUCCGCCAACCGACCUGAGGAGUUUUGCAGCAUACUCUGCCAGAGCCUCAACGGGGCCUUUAUGCCUUCGCUCAACUGCAGCGAUCAAAAAAUCUUCUCGCAAGUUCUUUGGGAGGUUUUCCACGAAUCUGCUCCCCCAGCUCAAAGCUUUGAGGUUGAUGAGGACAUCAACCCGGUGAGCAACCAGGACUUCAACCGGCGUGUUUCUGAUCUCUUUGCCUCUAUGCAACGUUCUAGAUCAGUGAUUCUGUUAGGGAGGCCGUUUACUGGCAAAACCAGCGUGUUGAAAGCUUGCGCUCGCUUAUUUAAGAGGCUCAAUAGCGCGGAAGUUGAACUGCACGUUUUCAACCCGAAAUGCCUCGAUUACCAGGCCCUGAUCGGGCAUGGGUCGACAGACAAGAAUGUUAGAUGGAUUGAUGGCGUUUUGCUCAGAAUCAUCAGACAGGCCGGUUUGGGGGCAAGCUGGAUACUGCUCGAUGGUUGCAUAGAGGAAAGCUGGAACAAAGGACUGUCCAGCGUGGUGGAAGAUGGCACGUUGUGUUUGGAGUCGCUGGAAAGCCUGAAACUGAGUGAGAGCUUGAGGUUUAUAUUUGAGACCAUCUGCUUGAAGAACGCCAGCCCUUCUAUGGUAUCGGGCAGCACCACAAUUUACUUUCCCCCUGAAACGCUACCCUACACCUCUUUGCUGGAAGCCUGGAUCAAAGCAUGUCAGUCCCACUGGUUUUUGGAGCAUCGCACUCAAAUAGAAGAAAUAUUCAACUGGUUCCUCCCGCCCUGUUUAGAAGCAUUUAAAGCGCCAGGCUUGGACAAGCUUUGCGAUGUGCCAGACAAUAUUCUGGUCCAAAACACCAUCGCGUACUUCCAACUGAUUCUAGACGAUGCUAGUUUGAACGUGAAUGAAGAUCCGAAGAACCUGCAGGCCUGGAUCCAUGCCACCUGCCUACAGGCCGGAGUGUUGGGAUUUUCGGCUAGCUUAUCGGGCGAGAGCCAGCAGAAGUUUGAUGAGUUUUUCAAGUGGCUCUGGAAGGGCCAAAAUCCAUCGCAUCCUUAUCCCAAAGGCCUGGAUCGGCUGGAAGUAGGCAUUCCACCUGAGGGCGUUUUGCUUGAUUACUGCUACCUCUACAAGCAGCGGGGCGCUUGGAAGCUCUGGGCGGAUCUGCUGAAGAACGAGAAAAUCGAGCUGCCCAAUUUCGUCCCCACUGUGGACAGUGUGAGGUGCAACUUUCUUCUGGAGCUGCACAUCAAGUACAACAGGCGCUUUCUACUGGUAGGGCCGAGGGCCACUGGAAAAUCGCUGAUCUUCAAAAACAGCUUCCUGAAUCGCCUGCCGGAGGAGAAGUUUGAUAAAGCUCUCAUCACAGCAGGCAGUCACUUGAGUGCUGAUUUCCUCCAGAAGUUGUUGCAUGGCAAAUUGGUCAAGAAGCACAGUGGGAUUUACGCCCCCAGUGCAAACAAGCGCUUCAUUUGCUUCCUGGACGACUUGCAUUGCUGCCCAAAGUCUGGCAGCACCUUUGAACAACUAAGGCAGCAGCUGGAUCACAACCAGUGGUGCGACUUGAAGAGCUGGGAAAGUGCUUCUUUGGAAGCCACGAAUUUCAUGAUUUCCUUCAGCGGUAGCGGUUUUCCAAAAAGGCUGUUAAGGCACUUCAAUCUGUUUGCCAUCAACCAGUUGAGUGAGGAGAAUGUUUCCAGAAUAUUCCUGCAGAACUUGACGCAGGCCUGGAAGAAAGCGGCACUGCCCAAUGACGUGGUAAAUGCGGCCAAUCUCUUGGUGGGCGCGUCGCUGCAAGUCUACAACCGCUUGGGGAUGCAGAUGAAACCCACUUUGGCAAAAUUCCAUUAUCUCUUUGACAUCAACAGUCUGUCCACGGUGUUCCAAGGCUGCGUCCUUUUGAGGAAGGACGUCUACGAUGGUAACAAGAAAAUCUUCGUCCGGCUGUGGGCGCACGAGGUUUUCCGGGUGUUUGCAGAUCGGAUGUUUUUUGAGGAUGUUCACCGUUUAUGUGCCCUCAUCAAGGAGAGCGUGGCUGCAAAUUUCCCUGCGGAAGAUUUCCAGGAAGUUCUUGGCGACCUGCCCUUCAACCGGCUGUUUUUCGCAAGUUUCCAGGAUAGGAGCUACGAUGAAGUCAAGUUUCAGCUGCUAGAGGAAAAGUGCUUGCAGUCGUUGCAGGAAUACAACAGCAGGGUCAAGCCCCAACUUGAUUUGCUGCUGUUCGACUACGUUCUGGAGCAUCUGGCGCGUUUGCUCAGACUAUUAGCCAUUCCCAAUGAAGGCGCCAUGCUGAUUGGAUUGCCUGGAUAUGGGCGCCAGUCGCUGGUAAAAUUCGCAAGUUUUAUCAGCAAACGCGAAUUUUCCCAGUCGGAAAGUGCCGGCAAAUUUUGCCAGCACAAGGAGGAAUUUAAGAGCGUGAUGAGAUGCUGUGGUGGCAUCGGGAGUAAGUGGGUGUUUUUUGGCGCUGGCCAGGACGAGCUCCUCGGCAUAGUAGACCACUAUAUAAGAGAUGGCGAUGUGACCGACUUGUAUGAGCCGGAGGAGAAACAGGAGCUGCUCGAGCUGAGCCGACUGGCGGCUCAAGGAGGCAACAGAAAUCUGGAAAUCAGCUCCCACAAGGUUUUCCUGUAUUUUAACCGGAAAUGUCGCGAAAAUUGUCAUGUGUUUCUGUCCGUAAACCUGGAAGGGCUAAGGGCGAGACUACUCGCCUACCCCUCAUUGGCCACUCGCCUUAAUUUGAUCCUCUGGAACGAUUGGCCUGAAAGUGCUCUAACAUUCAUCUCAACCCAGGCCAUGCGCAACGUACAUCUGGAAAACGGGAUUAAAGAACGCGCUUCGCUGGCUGCUCAACAUUUUUACCAGUCGUGCCAACGCUUGGAGCUUCUAAAGGGUUGCGUCACUCCCAAGGCCUACUUCCACUUCCACGAACUCUUUGUUGGAUUGCUAGAGGAAAAACAGAAGCGGCUGACAAAGAAAAAGGAAAAAUUCCAGCAGGGCCUGGCCAAGUUGUCCUACGCGGCCAGCCAGAUUCUCAACAUGCAACAAGCUCUGGCCGAAUAUCAGCCGCAACUAGAAGAAAUGACCGAGAACGCCGUCAGCAUGACCGAGCAAAUCGCUCUGGAAACGCUCCAAGUGGAAAAGGCCUCCGCCCUAGUGCGGAAGGACGAGAAAACGGCCAAAGAACAAGCGGCAGUAGCGGAACUUUUAAAGUCCGAGUGUGAAUCCGAGCUGGCGCAAGCCAUCCCCAUUUUGGAGGACGCAAUUUCCGCCCUAAACACCCUCAAGCCCUCCGAUAUAACUUUGGUAAAAUCCAUGAAAAACCCUCCUGAUGCCAUCAAACUAGUGAUGGCUUCAGUGUGUGUGAUUAAAGAUGUUAAGCCUGAUCGAAUUCCCGAUCCCAGCACGGGGCGCAAGUCGCUCGACUACUGGGGGCCCUCAAAGCGCAUUUUGGGAGACAUGAACUUCCUCCAGACCCUGAAGGACUUCGACAAGGACCAUAUCAAGCCCGAGGUGAUGGUGAAAAUCCGAAAAGACUAUCUUCCGCAUAAGGACUUCAAGCCCCAUGUGGUUGCUAAAGCGUCCAGUGCAGCUGAGGGUCUUUGCAAGUGGAUCAUUGCCAUGGACAUGUACGAUAGAGUGGCUAAGGAAGUGGCGCCGAAAAAGGAGAAACUCAAUAAAGCGGAAAGGGAGUAUGCAAACACGAUGAUGGUGCUGAAUCAGAAGAAAGAGGAAGUGGUCCGGAUUGAAGAGAAGCUGGCGCAGCUUCACGGGCUUUUGGAGGAGGCCACCAGGAAGCAGCGAAAGCUGCAAAUUGAGGUGGACAUCUGCAAUAAAAAGCUGCAAAGCGCUCAGAAGCUGAUAGGGGGCUUGAGUGGGGAGCGGCUCAGAUGGACCGAGGCCGCAGAAAGCCUCCAAAGCCACUAUGAGGUUCUCGUUGGUGAUCUGCUGCUGUCCAGUGGGAUCAUUUCCUAUCUAGCUCCACUUCACAAAAAACCGCGACAAACAACACUCAAAGAAUGGCAAAGACAUCUGCAAAAAAACAACAUUCCCUUGAGCAGCGACUUCCAGUUUGCCUCAGUCCUUUCCAAUGAUGUGGAAGUUCAGCGAUGGAUGGAAUUCGGCCUUCCUGCCGACUCAUUUUACAUAGAAAACGCCGUAAUUUUUGGCAACUCCAAGCUGUUCUGCUUGCUUCUGGACCCCCAUGCUGAAGCCCUGCAGUGGAUCGCCAACUUAGAAGCCUGCAAUAAUCUUACGAUCACUGAAUUUACUUUCAAUAACUGGCUGAUGACCCUCGUUUUCUGCCUAACUAAAGGAAAAACUGUGCUGAUUAAGGACUGCAAAGGGGAGCUGCCUACCUGCCUGCAUCCCUUCCUAUGUGGGCAAGGCCUGAUGAACCCCCUGGAUGGCCAGAGGGUUGAAAUCCACCACCUUUCUAGAGUCUACAUUGUGUGCUGCAACCCCAAGACAAAUUACCCUAGAGAAAUCACCAGCAGAUUAACUACGAUUGAUUUUUCGUUGACUUUCCAGGCUCUAGAGGAGGACGUUUUGAGUACGGUUGUGGCGAUUGAAAACCCGAAUAUUCGGAAGCAAUCCAAGGAGCUGACGCAGCAAAAUAAAGCCAAUAAGGCCGAGCUGAAGGAGCUGGAAGCGAAAAUCCUUAGCACUUUAUGCGAGAGCCAGGCGGACAUACUGGAGGACGAAGACAGCAUUCUAAGAUUGGAUAAGUCCAAGGAACUAACCAAGCUCGCCAUGGAAAAGCAGGCAAAAACCAAGCAACUAGCUGAAUUAAUUCACGAAGUUAGAUCCAAGUACUCCAUGGUGGCGAAGCAUGCUGCCUGUCUGUUCUUCUGCAUCAGCCACUUGAGUAAAGUGCACCAUAUGUAUCAGUUUUCCGUCAAGUGGUUUAAAAACCUAUUCUUUAUUUCAAUUUUGAAUGCGGGAAAGUCGAAGGAUUUCCAGACUCGCUGCCAAAAUCUUUGUAGCACUUUUACCUUCGAUCUGCACCAGAGCGUCAUCAAGGGGAUUUUUGAAAAACACAAACUUCUCUUCACUUUCUGGCUUGCCUUGCAAGUGCUUGUCAACAACGGCGAUGCUUCUGAAGAGGAGGUGGCGCUGUUUUUUCAAUGGGAGAGCUUGGAGGCUGCAACUUUUCGAGGAGAAAAGCCUGGAUGGAUUGCGCAGCCCAUAUGGCUCAACUUGCUUAGGCUUGAAAGUUCGCAGCUCUUCAAGGGUGUUGCCCAGUCGUUAAUUGAGAACCCUUCCGAGUGGAGGAAAUACUGUCAAGGUAUGCACCCUCCAAAACAGUUUCACAGGCUGAGCAUAGUGGGCAGAAUUAUUCUGGACCAGGUGUUGAAGCCCGAAGAGACUUUAAUCCAGAUUAGAGCUCUGAUAAAAUCCAGUCUAGGUGAACGCUUCUUGACGCCAAUUGGAUUGGAUAUGCAGCAGACCUUUAGCGAGUCCUACAACUUGCUGCCGAUAUUAUUCAUCCUAACUCCCGGCCUGGACGUGCUAAAAAUCCUGCAAAACUUCGCCCUGGUUAAGGGAGAGUUGCAUAAUUUCCAUCACUUGAGCCUCAGCGAAGCGAACUGCUUCAACGCCGAAGAACUGAUUGAACAAGGCCGGAAAUCUGGGUCUUGGAUUCUUCUGCAGAACUGCCACUAUACAGGCGAGUGGCUGUUUCAGCUGGACCAACUGCUGAAGAGCAUGGAUUUUGAAAAUACCUGCGAAAACUUCCGGCUCUUCCUCACCAGUAGUGAUAGUUCAGAGUUUCCUUUGGAGCUGAUCCAGAAUUCCAUCAAAAUCGUUGAAGAGCCGCCGGAUAGUUUAGGAAGAAACUUGCUGCGCAUCUACAACAACCCUCCCUUAAUAGGUAAGGGAUUUUUCUAUGGCUGUCCUGGUAAGCAGGAAGUAUUUUCCAGGCUCCUGUUCGCUUUAUGCAACUUUCACACUUUGCUCCAGCAGCGGCGUAAGUUCAGGAACUGGAAUGUGAUGUGGAGGUUUGAGGAGGCAGAUCUUGGGCAUUCAUUGGAGCUUUUGCGGGAGAGUGUUAACGAGCAAAUUUGCCUGUUUGAGAAAGUUUACUUUGUUAUUGGCGAGUGUAUUUACAACGGGCAUUUGGGCAGCAACCAUGAAAAGAGUUUUGUUCUGGAAAUGCUCAAGACUUGUGUAAGCGAGAAGGUUCUGGGAAAAAAUACAGGACAGUCUAAUGGAGGUCGGAUUCAGACUCUCCCCAGCAAGAAUGAUCGACGCGACUAUUUGAGGCACAUUGAGGGCCUGCCAGAGCAGGAGGCAGCUGAUUCGCUCUAUUUGACUGAGCAUCAGUUAGCCGAACAGCAGUUAUUAACAAUCAGGAAUUUUUCGGCUACUGGUUCCCAAAUGCUUCAAACUCGACAGCCAAGUAGUAGGAACCAUAAAGGAACUUUUGCCUCUGUAGACGAGCUAAUCGAGCUGAUUCCAGCAAACAUCCAAAAGAAGUUUGUCGAAGACUUUCUAACCAGAGAAAGUCGUAUGUAUCGCAGGCUUUUGGAGAGAAUCCGGGCAGAUUUGAGGCAUCUGAAGUUGGCAUUGCAAGGAGACUUGGAGCUGAGUGAUUCUUUAGAGGACAUUGACUUAAAUAUCUUGCAAAACACGGUGCCAAAGGCUUGGCUGAAACUGUGCUACCCCACUUUGGCCAGUCUGGCACAAUUUGUAAAGGACCUUUCGGAAAAUGUGCGGUUUUUGGAAAAUUUCACACCAAACACCUAUUUAGUAAGAGCGCUUUUCUUUCCCCGGGCGAUUUUGGCUUUCACCAAGCUAAAGUAUGCCAAGGAGGCGAAAGUUAUGCCAGAAAACAUCGAUUUCCUCUAUAAAGGGCCGAUGGACACAGACGCUGGAGAAUUUAGUGAGUUUGCAGCUGUUUUUAAUGGGGUUUUUCUUAUGGGGGCCCGAUGCGAUCGCCACUGUGGAUUGGUUGAGUUAAACCCGGCGACUUCCUACAGUCUACUGCCUUCAAUAAUCAUCCAACCUGCUGUGUUGGAUGAAGGAGCUUUAACUAAGGGUUUGAAAUGUGGACUAUUUAAGACUGAGCCUGGCCUGGAAAAUUUGGCGCUUCCAGGCGCUGAUAACUUUGUAUCAUUUGUUAAAUUGCGGUGUGAAAAUGGGAGUUUCUGGGCAAAAAGGGCUGUAUAUUUAGUGGGCGAAGUACCAUCAGCCUAACGCUAUAUCUGGAUGGAUUUUUGUGCCAUUUCUCCUUGGUUUCAUUAAUGUGUUUUUAGAAACAUUUCUUUUAUUAACUCUCGUGUCUAAAUUUAGAUGAAUAUUUUUUAGAUAAUAAAUUAACACAAAUAAGUUAACCAGGUAAGUGCCCAAGGCCUAUAACAAAUCAAAUGUACAAUUUCUACUUGAUUUCAACAUCAAGUUCAGUCAGUUGGUUCAUUUUCCAUCAACGCUGGAAACGGCUGAAUUGCCACACUGUCUUCUAAUUAAAUU